This is a messenger RNA of Fomitopsis serialis, 2231 nucleotides long. RefSeq lists its product as uncharacterized. Gene Ontology annotation, molecular function: protein binding. The coding region runs from base 1 to 1962 and encodes 653 amino acids. Lineage: Eukaryota; Fungi; Basidiomycota; Agaricomycetes; Polyporales; Fomitopsidaceae. The transcript has 5 exons. The record is from RefSeq and is a predicted model, not a curated record.
AUGACGCACGUGACCCUCGCAGGCAGGCGACGGGGAGACAGCGAGCGCAGGCAGAAGGACGACGAGCAGAGGCAGAUGCACGACGGCGAGCGUGGCGGGGACGGUGGCGGGGAGAGGAGGGUUAGGCGGGACGGAACCCUAACCAGACCCCUCGUCGCCCCGCGCCCUCACAAGCUGCAGCCCGAUCUGCCAGCCAACGUGCCCCCCGUCAAUACCUCCGCGCCCGCCUCCCUCACGGCUCCCCUGCCGACCAUCCCUGCGCUCAUCGCGCUGCUGCCCUCGAUCCAGCAGCACGGCUUCGAUCCCGCCGCCAAGGUCGCCUGGUGCCGCGACGUCCUCUCGCUCGUCACCCGCGCGCAGCAGCUCACGAAUUCCGACUACACCGCUGCGGGCGGCGAUCCGCCGCAGGGCCCCGCGCGGAUCGAGGACGCCGAGCUGCAGCGUCUCGUCGACGUCGCGGUCCCGCUGAUCGUGCAGCUGGCGAACGUCCCCGCGGCGCCGAAGCCGCUGUACGUCGCGGAGGCGCUCUACCUCCUCGCGACCCUCGAGAGCAGCGGCGCGUUCCCGCUGCACGUCCCCCCGGACCCGCGCACGAGCUUCCGCCACUGCGAGCAGGCCGCCAAGUCGGGCUUCCACGCGGCGUGGUUCCGCCUCGGCAGGGACUAUGAGAACUUCAAGGACGUAGAGCAUGCGCGGCAGUGCUUUGAGCGGGGUGUGAAGAGGGGCGUCGAGAGCUGCAUAUACCGGAUGGGCAUGGCAAACCUCAUGGGCCAGCUGAGCCUACCGCCAAAUCCCGAGGCCGCGCUGCCGCUCCUCAACCGCGCUGCGACGCUCGCCUCUGUCGACGUGCCUCAGCCGGCGUACGUCUACGGCCUGCUGCUCCUGAACGAGUUCUCGCACGUCGAGGUCCCGCCGCAGCUCUUCACGCCCUACAUCCCGCCGGGGUCCAGCCCGGGCAUGGAGGCGCGCAAGCACAUCGAGCGCGCGGCGUUCCUCAACUUCGCGCCGGCGCAGUACAAGCUCGGGCACGCGUACGAGUUCGCGCAGGCGCCGUUCCCGUUCGACGCGCUGCUGAGCGUGCAGUACUACUCGCUCGCGAGCCAGCAGGGCGAGGUCGAGGCGGACAUGGCGCUCAGUAAGUGGUUCCUCUGCGGCGCCGAGGGCGCGUUCGAGCGCGACGAGGGUCUGGCGUGGACGUUCGCGGAGAAGGCGGCGAGGAAGGGGCUGCCGAGCGCGGAGUUUGCGAUGGGGUACUACGCGGAGGUGGGCGUGGGCAGUCCCAAGGACAUCGAGGUGGCGAAGAAGUGGUAUAGCAGGGCCGCACAACACGAGAACCCGGACGCGGCUGACCGUCUCCGUGCGCUGUCGCAGCCUGAUGCUCGGCGGAUCUCGCGCGAACAGCACGAGUCCCUCGCAGAUACGACCAUCGUCCGCAAGCGCACCCUUGCACGGCAACAGUCGACCGCACGACACGGGCCUUCGGGCGGGCGUCCGCCAGGCCCUGCCGCGCAGGGUGCACAGGUCAUCCACAACGUCAGACAGAGCUCGCUUCGCCACGGGGCGCCUCCCAACGGCGGUGCCCUCCCGCCAAGCGCAUCCGCGCCGCCGGUGGGCGGCGCGCCAGGGUACGGCGCGCCCGCGCAGUUCCCUGUCAGCGCAUCACAGCCGCACAUACCCCCGACAGGGUCGCCCGGGCCAGGUGGUCUGCGUCCGUUCGCCAACGCGCCCCGAUACAGCCUCGUUGAUCCAGGAUCGCGCUCGGCGUCGCCUGCAAACUCGAACCGCGCGGGCGUCGGCGCUGGCGGGCUUCCCUCCCGGCCAGCGCCGCAGAGGCAGAACAGCGGGCAGCCGGAGGUGUCGAGUCCGCUCGCGCAGGCGCCGCCCAGGCCCGGUCCACAGACGUUCUCGGAGAUGGGUAUCUCUACCGGUAAGCUGGAGGAGAAAGACUGCAUUAUCAUGUGAGGCGAGACUCGAAUAGGUUUCGCUCGGGAACGCGGAUGGACGUAUCAUAACUCGGAAUACGCUCUUCGGACUGUGCUCGUAUUUCACUCGGACUUGGAACUCCCUCACCCUUUCGUUUUGUGCGCUUUCGCUUCCGUUUCCGUUGCAUAUCGCAGGUGGAUCUUCGUGGCGUCGACUGUGUAACUUAAUUGCCUGUAGUACAAUCGUCCUCUCAUCGUAUGCUGACGUCAACACGGUGCAGCUAAUAUACAACUACUCAUAUCAAGGUC